CUUCCACAAAAAUAAUGUUUACCAAAAAUAUGAAGUAUAAAGCAGCCAUUGUUGGUCUGGCUGCAUUUUUAUUUACCAGCCCAAAAGUAGGGGAGUAUCUUGAUUUCCAAAAGAAGUUAUUGUCAGCUGAUGCAUUUAAAGGAAAGUUCAGGUCUGGCUCAACCAUAAUUCCACACCCAGAAAAAGCUUACAAGGGUGGAGAGGAUGCACUUAUUGUUAAAGAUAGACUUAUUGCUGUCGCUGACGGAGUUGGUGGCUGGGCGAGUGAAGGUGUUGACCCAGGACUUUAUUCUAAACAAUUAGUCAAGUUCAUUGGAGAAGAAUUUGAUAAAAAUCCAAAUGCAACUCCUAAAGAAAUUCUUACUAUUGCUAAUGACAAGACAACUCAUAUUGGCACAAGUACAUGUGUUAUAGCAAUUUUGGAGCCACAAAAACAAGCAAUUGCUACUACAGUUCUUGGAGAUAGCUCAUAUCUCUUGUUAAGACCUGAAAAUGGCACUUUAAAGAAGAUAUUUAGAAGCAAAGAACAACAGAAGAGCUUCAAUUUUCCUUUCCAAUGUGGUACAGGAGGAGACCAUCCCAGGUUAGCCUUUGAUAUGCGUCAUCAGGUCAAACACAAUGAUAUUAUUGUUAUGGGAAGUGAUGGAGUGUUCGACAACUGAUUUGAUGAAGAAAUCAUUGAGAUUAUCCAAAAAGACUCUAAUUCAAAGCUUGCGCCACUUGAGGCAGACCCCAAACAGUUUUCAGAGAAGAUAGCUCAGCUUUCUAGUGCCCAUGGGCAUGAUAGAACCUGGAGAUCUCCCUUCCAAGUUGAAGCGGAGAAAGCUUAUCGUAGAAGAGUCUUUGCAGGCGGAAAGCUCGAUGAUGUCUCUGUAAUUGUAUCCCAGAUUAGCCUUGAAGAGUAGCAGAGAUUGUGUGGUAA
This is a messenger RNA of Moneuplotes crassus, 922 nucleotides long. The record is from the annotation of a GenBank genome assembly. NCBI's taxonomy places the organism in Eukaryota, Ciliophora, Spirotrichea, Euplotida, Euplotidae.